AUGGCAUUGUAUUGUCCUUGGGAACACAUUACGUGUAACUCUUGUAAUAAAGUCAUUACUACAAUGACAAGAAUAACAUGUGUUGAAUGUGAUAAUUUUGAUUUAUGUUUAGAAUGUUUUUCACAAGGAAAAGAAAUUGGAAAACAUAAGAAUAAUCAUAGUUAUCGAGUAAUACCAUCAUUACAUUUUCCAUUGUUAUCAAGUGAUUGGGGAGCUGAUGAAGAAUUAAUGUUAUUAGAAGCUAUUGAACAAAAAGGACUUGAUAAUUGGCCUGAAGUCGAGAAUUUUGUUAAAACCAAAACAGCUAAAGAGUGUAGAAGUCAUUAUUAUGACUAUUAUUUAAAUUCUAAAACACAUCCUCUUCCAGAUCUUGAAGAAAGCUUCUUAAAGAAGAAUGGAAUAGUUGACAUGAAACCAUCUCGAAUUGUUCAUUUUAAAGACGAUGAAUUUGACUCUCGACCUCAGAAAGAAACAGGAUGUACACAACCUACAUAUGAAGGAUAUGAUGCAUCUUUUAAUCCAUAUCGAAGAGAAUUUGCAUUUGAAUAUUUUAAUAAUGCAGAAUUAUCAAUUUGUAAUAUAGCUUUUACUGAUAAAGAUACUCCUGAAGAACGAGAAAUGAAAUUUCAUAAAUUAGAAGAAUAUUAUAAAAUGUAUUGUGAAAGAGUUAGAAUUAGAGAUAUUGUUAUUAAUCAAGAACUUGUUGAUCCAAAGAAACUCAGAAUAGCUGAUAGAAAAAGAAGUAAAGAAGAAAAAGAACUUCAUGAUUUAAAUUGUCAAUUUCUUGUAGCAUUAGGAAAAGAAGAUUUUGAAAAGUAUAUUAAAGCGUUAGUAGAAGAAAGUAAAUUGAAAACUAAAAUACGAAAUUUAAAACAAAAAAGAAGAGAUGGUUGUUUAACAUUACAAGAAUCAAAAAGUAGAAGAAAAAUUAAUACUUAUAAUUAUACGUCUGAAUUAAAACAAGUUUCUUAUACAAAACCAAGUAAACAUCCUCAUUAA
Molecule: messenger RNA, 999 nt
Organism: Entamoeba histolytica HM-1:IMSS
Lineage: Eukaryota; Evosea; Mastigamoebida; Endamoebidae
Product: transcriptional adaptor ADA2, putative
Exons: 3
Coding region: 1-999 (332 amino acids)
Biological process (GO): regulation of transcription by RNA polymerase II; chromatin remodeling
Cellular component (GO): nucleus
Molecular function (GO): chromatin binding; transcription coactivator activity; zinc ion binding
Source: RefSeq, a predicted model, not a curated record